Molecule: messenger RNA, 2831 nt
Organism: Trichechus manatus latirostris (Florida manatee)
Lineage: Eukaryota; Metazoa; Chordata; Mammalia; Sirenia; Trichechidae
Gene: SMARCB1
Product: SWI/SNF related, matrix associated, actin dependent regulator of chromatin, subfamily b, member 1
Exons: 9
Coding region: 758-1915 (385 amino acids)
Biological process (GO): chromatin remodeling; positive regulation of pseudohyphal growth by positive regulation of transcription from RNA polymerase II promoter
Cellular component (GO): npBAF complex; nucleus; nuclear chromosome
Molecular function (GO): transcription coactivator activity
Source: RefSeq, a predicted model, not a curated record
UAAUAAACCUCUUUAACAGAGUGUGCAGUUUUUACUUUUUUACACUGUCCUCCGACACUCACUUGAUGCAUCAGCCAAAGCAAAUGCAGCUACAUUCAGGCCCCUCAGCCUUUGCUCAUGCCAUCACUGACUUCAGUGUUGUCAUUCUACCCACUGCCACAGCUGCAGAACCAGCUGUGGGUGUGGACCUGGCAUAUCUGUUUUCAUGAGCCCUCUUAGUUUCUCAGCAGCACUGCAUUUCAGGGUGGGGAAACUGAGUCUGGCCUAGACUCACAAAGCACUCCCAGGUUUCCAGAUACAGUUCUGUCCUCCUCCUGGCCUUCAGGCCUCACUUCACUCCUCUUCCACUGGGCAGAGUUCCAAUCCGGCCUGUGAGACUUGAAAGCCACCGCCCGAGUCAGGCCCUCAGUUGCUAUUUCUGUCUGUUAGAAGCUUUCCUCUACACCAGGACUUUGAGAGGCAGCUCGGAAGACAAAAGGGUCGCGGCUCCUUUAAGGACUCCGAGGCGGGGCGCCCCGAUCUUUUGUCCGGGCGGUGGCGCGCGCGUAAGCGUCAACGCUCGCGCAUGCGCAUGGCUGGGGGCCUAGACAGCGGUGGUAGCGGCGGCGGCUGAGGGGUCCACAGCUACGGGAGCACCCGACCCAGCCCAGCUUUCGCCUCUUGGCCUCGGCUCCCCUCGGCGCGGCGCGUCCCGGCCCCGCCUCUGCCCUCUUGGCCUUUCGCAGCCCGGCCCCGGUCGCCCACCUCUGCCGCCGCAAUGAUGAUGAUGGCGCUGAGCAAGACCUUCGGGCAGAAGCCCGUCAAGUUCCAGCUGGAGGAUGAUGGCGAGUUCUACAUGAUCGGCUCCGAGGUGGGAAACUACCUCCGUAUGUUCCGAGGUUCUCUGUACAAGAGAUACCCCUCACUCUGGAGGCGGCUAGCCACUGUGGAAGAGAGGAAGAAAAUAGUUGCAUCGUCACAUGGUAAAAAAACAAAACCUAACACUAAGGAUCACGGCUACACGACACUGGCCACCAGUGUGACCCUGCUGAAGGCCUCUGAGGUAGAGGAGAUCUUGGAUGGCAAUGACGAGAAGUACAAGGCUGUCUCCAUUAGCACGGAGCCCCCCACCUACCUCAGGGAGCAAAAAGCCAAAAGGAACAGCCAGUGGGUGCCCACCCUGCCCAACAGCUCCCACCAUCUGGACGCUGUGCCAUGUUCCACCACCAUCAACAGGAACCGCAUGGGCCGCGACAAGAAAAGGACCUUCCCUCUCUGCUUCGACGAUCACGACCCUGCUGUCAUCCAUGAGAAUGCAUCCCAGCCUGAGGUGCUGGUCCCCAUCCGGCUGGACAUGGAGAUCGAUGGGCAGAAGCUGCGGGAUGCCUUCACCUGGAACAUGAAUGAGAAGCUGAUGACCCCCGAGAUGUUCUCGGAGAUCCUCUGUGACGACCUGGACUUGAACCCACUGACAUUUGUGCCGGCCAUCGCCUCAGCCAUCCGGCAGCAGAUCGAGUCCUACCCCACAGACAGCAUCCUGGAGGACCAAUCAGACCAGCGUGUCAUCAUCAAGCUGAACAUCCACGUGGGCAACAUUUCCCUGGUGGACCAGUUUGAGUGGGACAUGUCGGAGAAGGAGAACUCGCCUGAGAAGUUUGCCCUGAAGCUGUGCUCGGAGCUGGGGCUAGGCGGGGAGUUUGUCACCACCAUCGCCUACAGUAUCCGGGGACAGCUGAGCUGGCACCAGAAGACCUAUGCCUUCAGUGAGAACCCCCUGCCUACGGUGGAGAUCGCCAUCCGGAACACUGGCGAUGCCGACCAGUGGUGCCCGCUGCUGGAGACCCUGACAGACGCCGAGAUGGAGAAGAAGAUCCGCGACCAGGACAGGAACACAAGGCGGAUGCGGCGUCUCGCCAAUACUGCCCCAGCUUGGUAACCACUCGGCAUGGGUGUCCACUGGAGUGGCUCAGAAGAUCACACCACCGCUCUCUCCAGUACCUUCUGGCAAGAAGAGGCAGGGACAGCUGUGCCGUGCCAGGUGGCACAGGAGGGGGCCUUCCAGCUGCCUCCCCGGCACACAUUCCAUUGCUGAGCCCCACUCCCCCACCCUCUUCAGUCUCUGGGGUCAGAAAGAGGCCUCAUUUUGAGUUGUGUUUAGUUUUUCUAUAGGAGCCCCAGGCAGGGCUAGCAACACUUUUUAAAUAAAAGGCAAUGGGUCUUAUUUCCUUUCUCCAACUGGUCACUAAAAAUGAGAGUGGUGAGUGCCACGGCCUGCUACUGGGCCUGGCUGGGGGACGUGGGUCCUAGCUGACAGUGGGCUUCCCUCUGCAGUCUCAGGUCCUCAGGUCAGGGUCACAGGCUCUAGGCCCCACUUCUCAGUCUGCAGCCACACCAGCUCUAGCACAGCACAGUGCUUGGCUUUUCCUUGGACCUCAAGCUUCCUAUCUGCCACCCUAGCCACAGAGUCCUUGGGGCCAUGGAAGAGCAGACCCCAGUGGCCCACGGAGGCAGGAGACAGGAAGUGGGGGAACCCAGAGGGCAGGGGGCACCUCCCCCACAACGUGGCUCUGCUUGGCUGAAUGAAGUAGCACAGGCUCUCGGAAUGGCCUUGGGUGCUGCACCCCAGUGCUCAGUCCCCAGGCUACGAGCAGGGCCUCUCCAGAGCCCUUUCCAGAGGGCACAGGUGGGGUCCCGUUGGGCUGCGCUGGGGUGCCAGCCUCACCACAGUGUGCGUAAGAGAUUGACAGAGCCCUCCAUCCUGCCUGACACUGUGGUCCAGGCCAGCUUCUGCCUCCCCUGCCCCAGGCUGGUUGUGAGGAGUGAUGCUGGCAGGACACUGGCCUGUGGGGUGC